GCCGCGCCGGACCCUCUCGGCCUCCCGCGACUGGCCGCCGCCGCCGGGACCGCUUGGAGGAUUUCUCUGUGUAGCCCUGGCUGUCCUGGAACUCCCUCUGUAGACCAGGCUAGCCUUGAACUCAGAGAUCAGCCUGCCUCUGCCUCUUAAGUGCCGGGAUUAAAGAACAGGAUAUGCAUUCCUCUGAGAAACCCUGGACAGCAGAUCUUGGUUUAAUAGUGGAUUGGAACAACACAGAGAGACAUUUGCAGUCAUGAGUUUGGACCAGGAUGUAGCCCUCAAACUUGCUCAGGAACGAGCUGAAAUAGUUGCUAAAUAUGACAGAGGACGGGAAGGUGCAGAGAUCGAGCCCUGGGAAGAUGCUGAUUAUCUUGUUUACAAAGUCACCGAUAGAUUCGGCUUUUUACAUGAGGAGGAGCUCCCGUAUCAUAAUGCAGCUGCGGAUCGGCAAAAGCAACUGGAAAUUGAAAGGACUUCCAAGUGGUUGAAAAUGCUGAAAAGAUGGGAGAGGUACAAGAACACGGAGAAGUUUCAUCGACGAAUUUACAAAGGAAUUCCACUCCAGCUCCGAGGUGAAGUCUGGGCUCUUCUUCUUGAGAUUCCUAAAAUGAAAGAAGAAACAAGAGACCUUUAUAGUAAAUUAAAACACAGAGCUCGGGGUUGUUCGCCUGAUAUCAGACAAAUAGACCUUGACGUGAACCGCACAUUUAGGGACCAUAUCAUGUUUAGAGACAGAUACGGUGUUAAGCAACAAUCCUUAUUCCAUGUUCUUGCUGCUUAUUCUAUCUAUAAUACGGAAGUCGGGUACUGCCAGGGGAUGAGCCAGAUCACAGCGCUGCUCCUUAUGUACAUGAACGAGGAGGAUGCCUUCUGGGCCCUGGUCAAGCUCUUCUCAGGCCCCAAGCAUGCUAUGCACGGUUUUUUUGUCCAUGGUUUUCCUAAACUCUUGAGAUUUCAAGAACAUCAUGAGAAAAUUCUGAACAAAUUUUUGUCCAAACUUAAGCAGCACUUGGAUUCUCAAGAAAUCUACACAAGUUUUUACACAAUGAAAUGGUUUUUUCAGUGUUUCCUUGACCGAACUCCCUUCAGGCUGAACCUCAGGAUAUGGGACAUCUACAUCUUUGAAGGAGAGCGAAUUCUUACUGCUAUGUCUUACACAAUCUUGAAACUACACAAAAAACAUCUAAUGAAGUUGUCUAUGGAAGAACUUGUAGAAUUUCUUCAGGAGACUCUCGCCAAGGAUUUUUUCUUCGAGGAUGAUUUUGUAAUAGAGCAACUUCAGGUUUCUAUGUCAGAACUAAAGCGGGCAAAGCUGGACCUCCCAGAACCUGGGAAGGAGGACGAGUACCCGAAGAAGCCCCUGGGCCAGCUUCCACCCGAGGCUGACUCUGCUUGUCUUAACCACUUGAGCAAUGGACAAAGAACUGUUGGCAGGCCUAGCCCCAAAAUAAGCAGCAGGAAAGAAGAUGGGUCACCUCACAAGAAACAUGAGCCCUCUCCUACACACCACAGCAGAAACAGCACCCCAGAAAGAGCCGGGCAGUCACGGCGGAAGUCCGUGGAUGUGGAUGAGGGUAGUAAAAAUCUGAAGCAUGAGGCAGAUUUUCAGAGAAAUACUUCAUCGGGUGCACAGGACAGUUCCAGGCACUACAACCACGCAGCUGCUAACCAAAAUAGUAAUGCAAUUUCAAACAUCAGGAAGGAAUUUAUGCCCAAAUGGAGAAAACCAUCUGACACCUCAGCUAUUGAAAGAACUGCUAAAUAUGCCAUUGAAGGCAGAAGUCACUCAGCGCUUCCCGUCACCGUCCCAAGCUCUGCUGAGACCCGAUUGUCAAACUCAAGGCAAAAGAUGAAGACUUUUGAUGGGGGUGACGGGAAGCGGGGUUCUAAUGCUUCCCAGUAUGACAAUGUGCCUGGGGGUGAGAAUGAACACAGUGUGUCUGCAGAAGAGGGCCCGGAGCGGACUCGCCCUCCCAGCCCGAGGAAGCGACCCGAGCCAAGUCCCAGCCCGCCGAAAGGACCCAACAAGUUUACGUUUAAAGUGCAGCCUCCCAGCCAUAUGCGAUGCCCACCCCAGGCAGAAGAGGGUGAUCACAGGGCGGCAUAUCCACCCUCCUACAGCAACCCCCCUGUCUACCGUGGAAACUCUCCAAAACGCGUCCCUGUUCCCCACAGCGGCUAUGUGUCCACACAGGUCAGCCUCAGACCUCGCGUUAGCCCAUCCCAGAGACCUUACGGGUCCUCUCUUUCAGUUGACACUUCUCCAGAGAAAGCCUAUGGCCGCCCAACUCCUGUUGUUCUGCCCUCGAGUCGAAUUGAAGUCCUUCCCAUUGACAUAGGUGCCAGAGCGUACGGCAGUUCGGGCUCACCAAAGAACGGGAAGUUCGUCCUCCCUCCAGUGGACUACUUGCCAGAGAACAGGAAGUGGUCAGAAGUCAGUUACACAUACAGACCGGAGACGCAUGCUCAGUCGUGGACUCAGGAUGCUAACCGUAGCCACUUAAGCAGUUUACCAAAAUAUGCAGCCUUCCAGCACAUACCUUUUCAGGACCACGGCCUUCCAGAAGUGUCUGUAGACAGUCCAGUGAGGUAUCAGACUUCACCAGCUGUGGAAGAUGCCAGUCCUCCCGGGUAUCCGUACGCAGGGCCCUCACCUUCAGCAUAUCACUACAGAAAUCGAGAGGGACUUUCUGUUCAAGAAUCAGUAUUGCUGUGAGAGUGUGGCUGUAUUCACUGACAACAAGAGAAUAGAAACCAUAUGAGGCCCGCAUUGCUAUGUUUAUAAUUGCCAGAGCAGUAUUUUUAUAUUGUAAACAAUUCGCGCAGCUCAGUGUGUCAGUAGCGAGCGUGUGGGAAUGCUCCGUCCUGGGCAGAGGCUGCUGAGGAAGGGCGAGCGAUCGAGCCUCCUGGCUGAGCCUGUAAUAGAGAAACCUGGAGACACAGCAGCGGCACUCAGGGCCGCACACAGCGAGCUCUCUGUGCUGUUCCCUCCAUGUCCCCCAUCCCCGCCCCAGACCUGUUCUGUCUGACUGCUGCUAGAAAGCACCAGACACCACAGGUCAGAUACUCUGAGGGCUGUCCCUCGCCUUUUAGUAGACGAGGCAAACACCUGUGCAUGGAUUUUAUUUUAUAAAACCACCUUUAAUCUAGAUCCGUGGAAUAACAGUGGGUUUUUUACCCCUUAUCUCUGCCCACCCUGCCCAGACAUACCGUAACCCAGGCUCUAAACUGAACCUGACUAGAGAUGACUCCAGUCCUUACAGGCUGUCCUUCUCCUCAGCUGCUGCCGUUUUACCUCCUCCUGGAGGUUUAAAGGCUGCAGAGAAAGGCUCGCCACCCAAUGGUGCCUAAAUGUGGGUCAGUUACCCGGAGUGGGCAGCUGCACAGCAGUCACUGUGUCCCUCAUGUCCAGGUGUCUCGGUGCUGCUGGCCCUGGGCUGUGGUCUGGCCACAGAGUGAGCUGACGUGGCUGUGCAGAGCCCUGGGCGGCAGCAGGCUGCCUUUCACAGUCCCUGGAAAGCAGCUUUAGCUGCACGGAAGGCUGCUGCCCACCCAGCUUCCGGUUCCCACCGGUCCGGGGACCGUUCACACAGGCUCUGCCUGGCACUCAGCCUACAGAGUAUGGGCGGAUACUGCUACACUUACCGGGCCAUUACAUUACCCAGCCAAAAUUGUGAAAAAUACCCUAGUGGUUAAUAAGGAUCUAGAAUUUUGAUCUUUGUUAAAGGGGGGGGCUGUUUCAUAGUUUUGAAAUUUUUUUCAGUGAAAAAUAAUUGAAGUUCAUGGUUUUUGUUUUGUUUUUUUAAAAGGUGAUUAUUCCUUUUAUGCUAUCACACACUACUGUCCCCAAGGCACUGGCAAAGUGCUGGGUUCUCCAAGAGCGAUGGCUGUGUCUCUGUGGAUUCUUGUCCACUAUUACCCUCUUGUAUCUGAAUAUCAGAAACCAGAAAGUCCAACAGUGGGGACUUAAGCUUUUGAGGUACAAGCUAUGUCUUCAUGAAAGUAACAUUGUUUAUCUAGCAAACGUGACAAUAUUUUUAUGUAUAUAAUGAUUCUAAUGUAAGUUAAUUAACGUGGUAAUGAUGUUAUUAAGUGUGGAAGCAAAUGCAGUAUAUUAAAGGUGAACACCACACUGAAACUCCCAACUCCUGACAGAAUAACCAGGCUCUUGAUUUAGAUCAUGUGGAAGGUGAGAAAUAAAUGUAUAUAGACACAUAGCCGAGGAUAUUAAUUUCAGUUCUUAAAGUAUGACUGUGUGACUUGUAAGGAAGCAAGCUGUACAGUUUAGUUCAUGAUGGCAGCCUCUAUGCCUCUUCAGAAAGUAUAUAUCAUAGUGGUAAAUAAUGUAGAUUAUAUAUAUAUAUAUGCAAUAUAUAUGGACACACUAUUUUCUUAUGUCGUCUAUGGCAUUUUUUUUAUCUGUAUACUUUUUGAUGUGAUUGUUUUAACAUGCUAAAAGUAAUCCGUGUAUUUGGUUCUGUGUCUUCUGUGUGCAGGUUCCCUGUGCCAUGCGCUGCAUUCCUGGGCAUGCAGGGCCCGGCAGAUGCGGCCCGUGUGCAGCGGCAGCAUUUGUACACUCGCUGCAGCAUUUACACACUUGCUGCUUGCACUUCUUCCAGUGAGGCCGUACUUAGACCGCACACCUCUCUUUGGCUUAAGGGUUACUAAUGACAGUCAAGUCUCCCCUCUAUAAGAUGUAUCUCUGUUAGCUUCAAGUGGGAAAUCUUAAUUUAAAAUUAUUUUGCCACUAUACAAUUUUAUUUUAAAUUUAUUUUUAAAUAAAAGAAAUGAUAAGAGAAAUAAUAUUGACAAGUGAUUCAAAAUCUAUUUAUAGCAAAUGUUUGCUGAGGCCACUCAAGGCAGAGCAGCAGCCGCGCUCCACCCCUGCACGCCCGCAGUGGGCUUGCCGUGGCUAAGGCUUCCCUCGUGGGAGCUUUGCCCACUUGUGUCAGAAGUAAGCAUUCAGGUGUGGUAUUGUAUGUUUCUUAGGAAGGGGUCCUGCUGAUCUUUACCUAACAACUUAAGGGUUUGGGUUUUUUUCUUUUGGUAGGGGAUUUGUUUGUUUUGUUUUGCUUUGCUUUGCUUUGUUUUGAUUUGAUUUGUUUUUAAUUAUCAAGUCUAACCCCAGACCACUUAAAUCCUAUCUUGGGUAAAACACAGGUAUCAGGGACGCAUACCCCCUUGUGUCCUAAUGCUGUCAUCUUGAAACUAAGAAAAAUACCCAAGUUGUCUUAUGUUUCUAUUGUGGGGUGUUUAAAAAUGGUUUGCUGUUGUUGAUGGUCUGCUUUCUGAAGACAGUCUUGCUCUAUAUUCCCACCUGACCUUACUGUGUACACAAGGCUAGCCUAGACCUUGAGGCGAUCCUCCCUCGGCCUCCAGAGUACUGAGAUUGCAGGCAUGCGGCUCCCAGCUUCCUCAGCACAGGGGUUUUGUGAUAGGAGUUUUGAUUGUCACCACUGGUGAACUAGCGUUUCAAAUUCUUCAUAGGUCAGAAGUUUUGGAGCUCAAAAAGGGAUAUCAGGCACGUUAGGACAAAGGCCACUGGCAACAACAUUGUCAGCGGUCCUCAUUUCGAGAUUUCUGCUGGUCACAGACGAAUGGCUUCGAGGAAGGAGGUACAGCCCUCUCACCCCUACGCUCACCCCACUCUUGCAAAGUAGACAGCCUUCAGACUGCCCGCCACCGGUGGUCUGCUGUUCAGCCCAGCUGUUCAACCCCUGAGUGAGGAGACCCUUCCCUGCUUCAUUAGCGUAGUCAGUGCUGAGCAGGUAGAACUCCGGGGACUGUUGCCACACUUGAGAACAUGAGAGGACCGUUUUGAGUCCACAGGUAAUCCUGAACAGGUGCCGUCCUCACGUCUUCCUGAGUCUCCUGAUGUGUGAGCACGGGACAGCUGACUGCGCUGAGCUAUAAUUUCAGGGUUCUGUGGGUUUGCUCUGUUUUCAUACUGUUUUGUUCUCUGUCAUCAGGGCUGCUUUCCACAGACCCUGAGCCUCAAAACCUGCUCUUCCAUUGAAGGAGAAGAAGAUUGGGGUUGGCUUACAUUUCUACAGUGUUAGGGGCGUUGGAGAAUUGGAGCCAACAUCCUAUCAAAAGAGUUCUUGAGUCAGUUUAGUUUAGUGUCAAAGCAGCUUCUGUUGGGGCGUGUGGGACUUGAGGACUGGGGGUGACAGGUUUCAUCAUCCAGUAGACAUUUGGUUAUCCAGAAAACAUUGGCUGGUAAUUUGCCAACAUAUGGGACCCAAAGUCCAUCCACAGUGAGUACAUUCCCCGGAGAUGUCCAAGCAGGCCAGUCACCCACAUGACAGAGUUACUCAUGAGAAAGGGCAGAGUGUUCUGUGCAUGUUAGUCAGGCUGUGUGGGCUGGAGGCUGUCAGGUCUGCCUGGUAGGGUGAGUUUGCUAUCCAAUAGUUGUAUGACUUUGGGCAAGUCCAGUCCCCUUCCUGGCCUCACUGUCCUUCGCUAUAACCUGGGCAUUUGAGAGGUGUGGGCAGAAGAGAAGACAGUCAUGAGCUGACUAUUUGAGUGACAGGAGUUAACAGUGAUAGUGGUUUGAUCUCUGUACCUGUGUCAGCUGCUGUUCUAACUCCUGGUAGGAACCGUGAUGUUACAAACUCUGCUCUUCCGGGAGCUUCUAUUCUGACCCACUUCCUUAUCUCUAAACUGAAGGUGUUGUUUGUUUGUUUGGAGUUAUCUUUGAUGUUUGGUUGGUUGGUUUUUGAUUGUUGCAUUUUUCCUGUUUCCUAGGAUUGAGUUUAUUGGUUUAAAAAGUGUUUGAUCAAUGUCAGGCACUAAUACUUGUUGUUAUCUGGAUUAUAUGUUGCAGCACUAGGCUGUAGUGGCCAGGAGGGAUAUUACCUUGUUCCCAUGAGGUUGAGAGUCUGGUGAGCAGCCCAGGGGCAAAGGCAGUCAGCUUGCAUGUGAUACAAGACAGGACAGGCAAAGCUGGUGUGACCUGAGGUAGUUGGGUUGGUGGCUCCCAGUGCAGCAGACCUGCCGGAGGUGGGGCUGCAAAGUCUGUUUGGAUUUGACCAGGGGAAUGCUUGCCGGCAUCCUGUCUCUCUAGAGCCAAAGUCAGAUCACAUGGUUUGCAAGCACAAACAGGAGGUGGUGGCAAGGCCUUUGAAGGUUUGGAUGAGAUGUGAUGCACACAGGAAGGACAGGGGACCCAGGGGACAGGGAGGAGGCGUGGUCUUUGGCGGAAGACAAUGCUAAGGAGGGAUCACUUUGCCUGCUGUGUUCUAUUGCCCCUUGCUUCCGGUCUAGGUCCCUUUUGUACUCAGAAGUAUUAAACACUGAUUAUUAUUAAACCUUC
Messenger RNA from Apodemus sylvaticus (European woodmouse), 7315 nucleotides. RefSeq names its product USP6 N-terminal like (gene Usp6nl). The coding region runs from base 254 to 2716 and encodes 820 amino acids. The record is from RefSeq and is a predicted model, not a curated record. NCBI's taxonomy places the organism in Eukaryota, Metazoa, Chordata, Mammalia, Rodentia, Muridae. The transcript has 16 exons.